Messenger RNA from Chiloscyllium plagiosum (whitespotted bambooshark), 1152 nucleotides. Its product is annotated as serine/threonine kinase-like domain-containing protein STKLD1. The record is from RefSeq and is a predicted model, not a curated record. Lineage: Eukaryota; Metazoa; Chordata; Chondrichthyes; Orectolobiformes; Hemiscylliidae. Gene Ontology annotation, molecular function: protein serine/threonine kinase activity; ATP binding. Gene Ontology annotation, biological process: protein phosphorylation.
AUGUAUGAAGUGCGGUGUUAUAUCGGAGAUGGUGACUCCAGCGGCCUGUGCUAUUGGGCCUCCCUUGGCCCCAUGGUGCAGUGCGCGGGCUGGGUUGCCCUGGUAACGGGCGGGAAGGCGGGAAGGCCGUCGUCCGUCGGCGCCAUGGACAACUAUGAGAUUCAGAAAACAGAGCCCAGAGGCAGCUAUGGGUUCGUGCACAUCGUGAAGCGUAUUAACGAUGGGAGGACAUUUGCCAUGAAAGUGGUUGAAUUUAUGGAUGAGGCAACUGCCAAUCGUGCUGUGGAAGAAGCAAUGAUCAUGUUAAAACUGGAUCAUCCAAAUAUCUGCCAUUAUGAGGAGAUAUUUGUUUCUUGGGAUCAUGAGGUGUCAGCUGUCACAGUUUGUAUGGUCAUGGACUAUUCUCCUGUGGGAGACCUGGCUUCAGUCAUCCAGACCAAGAGACAGAUGAAGGGGAAAAUCAGGGAGAUGGUGAUCAAGAAUUUUCUGGGACAGAUGGUGGAUGUCCUUAUCUACUUGAAGUCCAAACAUGUGAUUCACAGAAACUUGAAACCAACUAACAUCCAAAUGCUGGCUGAUCUCUCAUUUACAAUAUGUGAUUUCAUCUUUCCUACAUUUGUCGGUGAUGAAGUUAAGUUCAAGAUAAGGAUGAAAGACUAUUCAAAGGUCUGGAUGGCUCCAGAAGCAUUGAAAAGGAGGCUGCUCGCGAAAAGUGACAUCUGGUCCUUAGGAUGUAUUUUGCUUGAGAUGAUGACAUGCAACAUGAUGGAUGCAAAUGAGUUUGAACAGGUGGUGAGGAUCAUUAGGAGCAACUGGAAACAUCUGAAGUUCCUCUUGGGAAAGCUCCAUGUGGAGAAGAAAUACACUAACAGCCUUUGCAAUUUGGUGCAACUCAUGUUGGAGCCGGAUCCUGCUGAAAGAAUCAGUGCAAUGUCACUAUUGGACUUACAAUAUGUGAAAGAGUCACUGGUCAUCUGCGGCUCCACACUUUCAGGAAUUAAGAAAGUACCAGUGGGUACAGAACUCUUGCCUUUCAGGGAAGGCAUUGACAAGCUACUUGAAUUCAUGCUUUUACAAGUUGAUGUAGAAGAAAUUCAGAAGAUCAGCCUGAAAUACAUAAUUUACUUGCUGUAUGAAGCCGAGGGUAAGUGA